Saccharomyces paradoxus is the source of this 1080-nucleotide messenger RNA. It is a transcript of the gene RRP4, whose product is annotated as exosome non-catalytic core subunit RRP4. Gene Ontology annotation, biological process: U4 snRNA 3'-end processing; CUT catabolic process; exonucleolytic trimming to generate mature 3'-end of 5.8S rRNA from tricistronic rRNA transcript (SSU-rRNA, 5.8S rRNA, LSU-rRNA). The transcript has a single exon. Lineage: Eukaryota; Fungi; Ascomycota; Saccharomycetes; Saccharomycetales; Saccharomycetaceae. Bases 1 to 1080 code for a protein of 359 amino acids. The record is from RefSeq and is a predicted model, not a curated record. Gene Ontology annotation, cellular component: cytoplasmic exosome (RNase complex); nuclear exosome (RNase complex). Gene Ontology annotation, molecular function: RNA binding.
AUGUCUGAAGUUAUCACAAUUACCAAGCGGAACGGUGCCUUUCAAAAUUCAUCUAACCUGUCCUAUAACAACUCAGGGAUAUCAGAUGACGAAGACGAUGAACAAGAUAUAUAUAUGCGGGAUGUUAACUCAGCUUCUAAAGAUGAGUCUGAUUCUCAAAUUGUGACACCAGGUGAACUGGUCACUGACGACCCUAUCUGGAUGAGAGGUCACGGUACGUAUUUUCUUGAUAAUAUGACUUACUCCUCCGUUGCCGGUACCGUAUCGCGUGUCAAUAGGCUGCUAUCGGUUAUUCCAUUGAAAGGCCGUUAUGCUCCAGAGACCGGUGAUCACGUCGUAGGAAGAAUUGCUGAAGUGGGAAAUAAGAGAUGGAAAGUGGACAUUGGCGGUAAGCAACAUGCAGUGCUUAUGUUAGGCUCUGUGAAUUUGCCAGGUGGUAUUCUAAGAAGAAAAUCUGAAAGUGAUGAACUGCAAAUGAGAAGCUUCCUCAAAGAAGGUGAUCUACUGAAUGCAGAAGUUCAGUCAUUAUUCCAAGAUGGUAGUGCAUCCCUACACACCAGAUCUCUAAAGUAUGGGAAGUUAAGAAAUGGUAUGUUUUGCCAAGUUCCGAGUUCUUUAAUCGUCAGAGCCAAGAACCAUACUCAUAAUUUGCCCGGCAACAUAACCGUGGUUCUCGGAGUCAAUGGUUACAUAUGGUUAAGGAAAACAUCUCAGAUGGAUUUAGCAAGGGAUACGCCGUCCGCGAACAACAGCGCCUCAAGUAAAUCGCCUGGGCCUACUGGUGCAGUAUCAUUGAAUCCCUCAAUCACAAGACUAGAAGAAGAAUCUUCAUGGCAAAUAUACUCCGACGAAAACGACCCUUUGAUAUCGAACAACAUACGACAAGCAAUUUGCCGAUAUGCGAACGUGAUAAAAGCGUUGGCGUUCUGCGAAAUUGGCAUCACUCAACAGCGUAUAGUGAGCGCUUACGAAGCUAGUAUGGUCUACUCAAAUAUAGGUGAACUGAUUGAGAAAAACGUAAUGGAAUCCAUAGGCAGUGAUAUUCUAACCGCCGAAAAAAUGAGAGGUAACGGCAACUAA